AUGUCCUGCGUGAGCUGUGCCUUGAGGGUGGCCACCCCCCGCUGCCUGCCAGCCCCCUGGAGAAGCCCCAGGCCCUUCAGCAGUGCCACAGGCCCCACAGCCAAGAAGAGUGUCCCCUACCAGAAGACACUGAAGGAGGAAGGCUCUGGUAGCAAGGAGCCCAGCCAGCCCCCACCCUCCUCAGCUGAGGUGGUGGUGGUGGGAGGGGGCAGCCUGGGCUGCCAGACCACCUACCACCUGGCCAAGCAGGGGGUCACCAACGUGGUGCUGCUGGAAAGGGACCGCCUGACCUCGGGGACCACUUGGCACACGGCUGGUCUGCUGUGGCAGCUGCGUCCCAGCGACGUGGAGGUGGAGCUGCUGGCACACACGCGGGAGGUGGUGAGCAGGGAGCUGCCGGCAGAGACAGGGCUGCACACCGGCUGGGUGCAGAACGGAGGCCUCUUCAUUGCCUCCAGCAAGCAGCGCCUGGAUGAGUACAAGAGGCUGAUGUCGCUGGGGAAGGUGUAUGGUGUGGAGUCCUACGUCCUGAGCCCAGCAGAGACCAAGGACCUGUACCCACUGAUGAACAUCAGUGACCUCUAUGGCACCCUGUACGUCCCCAAGGAUGGCACCAUGGACCCAGCUGGCACCUGCUCGACUCUGGCCAGGGCAGCAACUGCCAGAGGUGCCAAGAUCAUCGAGAACUGCCCUGUCACCGGCAUCCAGGUCAGGACUGAUGACUUUGGGGUGAGGAGGGUGUAUGCAGUGGAGACAGCCCAUGGCACCAUCCAGACCCCCUGUGUGGUGAACUGUGCAGGUGUGUGGGCACGAGCCCUGGGCAAGCUGGCUGGUGUGCAGGUGCCCCUGGUGGGGAUGCACCAUGCCUACGUGGUGACCGAGCGCAUCGAGGGCAUCCAGAACAUGCCCAACGUCCGCGAUCACGACGCCUCGGUCUAUCUCCGGCUCCAGGGAGAUGCCCUCUCCGUGGGUGGCUAUGAGUCAAACCCCAUCUUCUGGGAGGAGGUCUCUGAAAAUUUUGCUUUUGGCCUCUUUGACCUGAACUGGGAUGUUUUCAUGCAACACAUUGAAGGUGCCAUCAACAGAGUGCCAGUGCUGGAGCAGACAGGGAUCAAAUCCACUGUCUGUGGGCCAGAGUCAUUCACAGCUGAUCACAAGCCACUCAUGGGGGAAGCCCCAGAGCUCAGAGGCUUCUUCCUUGGCUGUGGCUUCAACAGUGCUGGGAUGAUGCUGGGAGGUGGCUGUGGGAAGGAGCUGGCUCACUGGAUCAUCCAUGGGCGGCCAGAGAAGGACAUGCAUGGCUAUGACAUCAGGAGGUUCCACCACUCCCUGACGGACAACCACCGCUGGAUCCGGGAGCGCAGCCACGAGUCCUACGCCAAGAACUACUCCGUGGUCUUCCCCCACGACGAGCCCCUGGCAGGACGCAACAUGAGGAAGGAUCCUCUGCAUGAGGAGCUGCUGCGGCAGGGCUGCGUCUUCCAGGAGCGGCACGGCUGGGAGCGGCCAGGCUGGUUCAGCCCCGGGGGGGCAGCCCCGGUGCUGGAUUAUGACUACUACGGUGCCUACGGGCAGGAGCGGCACAGGGACUACAGCUACAGCAGGCUGCUGGGGGAGGAGUACACCUUUGGCUUCCCCCCACACCAUGACAUUAUCAAGAAGGAAUGCCUGAGCUGCAGGAAUGCUCUGGCCCUCUUUGACAUGUCUUACUUUGGGAAAUUCUACCUGGUUGGGCCUGAAGCAACCAAAGCAGUGAACUGGCUCUUUACAGCUGAUGUGAGCAAGGCACCAGGCUCCACGGUGUACACCUGCAUGCUGAACAAGCAAGGUGGUGUGGAGAGUGACCUGACUGUCAGCAGGAUCAGCCCUGGGCACCCAGGCUCCCCCCUGGCCCCUGCCUUUGAAGGAGAUGGCUACUACCUGGCUAUUGGUGGGGCAGUGGCCCAGCACAACUGGUCACACAUCACCACUGUGCUGCAGGACAUGAAGCUCCAGUGCAGACUCCUGGACUGCUCAGAGGAGUUGGGCAUGAUGAGCAUCCAGGGCCCUCUGAGCCGAGUUGUCCUCCAAGAAGUGCUGGACACUGACCUCAGCAACGAAGCCUUCCCCUUCUCCACCCACAAGCUCACCACAGCUGCAGGCUGCACGGUCCGUGCCAUGAGGCUGUCCUUCGUGGGGGAGAUGGGCUGGGAGCUGCAUGUGCCCAGGGCAGACUGUGUGAAGGUUUACCAGGCGGUGAUGAGGGCAGGUGCCCAGCAUGGCAUCGCCAACGCCGGCUACAGAGCCAUCGACAGCCUCAGCACUGAGAAAGGGUACAGGCACUGGCACGCAGACCUGCGCCCCGACGACACCCCCCUGGAGGCAGGCCUGGCCUUCACCUGCAAGCUCAACUCCAGCAUCCCCUUCCUGGGCAGGGAGGCUCUGGAGGCUCAGAAAGCCAAAGGCAUCUUCCGCCGCCUCGUCUGCUUCACCACCGAGGAGAAGGUGCCAAUGUUUGGCCUGGAGGCAGUCUGGAGGGAUGGCAGAGUGGUUGGCCACAUCCGGAGGGCAGACUUCGGGUUCGCCAUCAACAAAACCAUCGCCUACGGCUACAUCCGAGACCCCGCGGGGGGCCCGGUCUCACUGGAUUUUGUGAAGAGUGGCAGCUACCAGCUGGAGAGGAUGGGGGAGACCUUCCCUGCCCAGGCACACACCAAGUCCCCGUUUGACCCAGACAACAAACGAGUCAAAGGCUUUUACUGA
Messenger RNA from Indicator indicator, 2742 nucleotides. It is a transcript of the gene SARDH, whose product is annotated as sarcosine dehydrogenase. Gene Ontology annotation, molecular function: protein binding; oxidoreductase activity. Bases 1 to 2742 code for a protein of 913 amino acids. The record is from RefSeq and is a predicted model, not a curated record. Gene Ontology annotation, cellular component: mitochondrion. NCBI's taxonomy places the organism in Eukaryota, Metazoa, Chordata, Aves, Piciformes, Indicatoridae. The transcript has 20 exons.